Molecule: messenger RNA, 873 nt
Organism: Nicotiana tabacum (common tobacco)
Lineage: Eukaryota; Viridiplantae; Streptophyta; Magnoliopsida; Solanales; Solanaceae
Source: RefSeq, a predicted model, not a curated record
AUGGAUGCAACUCCAGGACUGUUGGGAUUAAACCCAUCAUCAAGGAGAUUGCUGAAUAAUGCGGUUGCAGGCCCUCUGAUGAAGAAGACUCCUGAAGAGAUUGUCACUCUUCUGAAUGAACUAUUUGAAGACGCGGAACAAUGGUCCACUGAUCAAGGGGACCGAAAAAGAUCAGCAGGGGUGCACCAACAAAAUCCCAGAGCACCAGUGCAAGGACCUCAUGGUUUCCAAACUCAACAGAGGAAAUCUUACCAAUCUCCACAGCCCAACAACUUAGGUUUAGAAGAUCUAAUAAAGGCAUUUAUAAAUAAAUCUGAUGAGAAACUUGAGACUCAAGGGACCGCUAUCAGGGAGCAAGGCACAGCCAUCCGGAAUCUGGAAAAACAAAUAGGGCAGCUUGCAACAUUGUUGUCAGAAAGGGCACCGAGGACUUUACCGGAGAAUGUCAGCAACAAGGAUGUUGAUAAGCAGAAAGUGAACGUCGCAGUUGAGGAAAGCAAGCACAUGCCAUUGUUACAUUUUCCUCAAAAGAUUAAGCGGGAGAAAUUAGACAAAUUCUUUGGGAAAUUCUUGGGCAUGCUGAAACAGUUGUUUGUGAACAUCCCAUUCACGGAGGUGCUCACACAGAUGCCAGCCUAUGCAAAAUUCCUGAAGGAAAUCCUCUCAAGCAAAAGGAAGCUCGAGAAAACGAAAGUGGUCAAACUCAAUGCCCACUGCAGUGCUAUUCUACAGAACAAAAUUCCCAAGAAGUGCGGGGAUUCUGGCAGUUUUACUAUACCUUGUUCGUUGGGUAGCAAAAAUUUUGACAAAGCCUUGUGCGAUUCAGGUGCAUCCAUUAACUUGAUGCCAUUAUCGGUGUUCAAGAAAUUGUAA